This is a messenger RNA of Peronospora farinosa, 570 nucleotides long. NCBI's taxonomy places the organism in Eukaryota, Oomycota, Peronosporomycetes, Peronosporales, Peronosporaceae. The record is from the annotation of a GenBank genome assembly.
AUGGCGUCUGGUUUUGGCGAGUUAGUAUUAGUGGCGGGGGAUAGUCACAUUCCAAAUCGAGCUUCCGAGGUUUCAGAAAAGUUUCAAAAAAUGCUGGUGCCGAAUAAAAUGCAGCACGUUUUGUGCACGGGAAAUUUGGUGACAAAGGAGCAAUUUGAGGAGCUGCGGAAUCUAGCGCCCAAUGUUCAUGUGGUAGCAGGAGACUGCGAUCAAGAAGGAGUUUAUCCAGAUACAAAGGUCAUUACGAUCGGUCAGUUUCGGAUCGGCCUUUGUCAUGGACAUCAGAUUGUUCCAUGGGGCGACCAGCAUAGUCUUGCAGCUUUACAGCGAAAGAUGAAUGUAGACAUUCUCAUUACUGGUCACACUCAUAUAUCGCAUAUUCGGACGGAACAGGGCAAGUGGUUUGUAAAUCCUGGAUCUAUCACGGGUGCGUUCAGCAGCUUGUCCAGUGACGUAGUACCGAGCUUCAUGCUUAUGGCGUUGCAGGGGCCUAAGGUUGUUGCCUUCCUCUAUGAGCUUAAGGGCGACAACGUUGUCGUAUCCAAAAGUGAGUUCACUAAGGAAACGUAA